AUGAAAUACAUCCUAGUUCCCAUAUCGACGGUGGGAUGUGGGAAAUCCACCACUUUCCGUAUUUUGACUUCACUACAUCCCGAUUGGGCCCAUGUGGAAAACGACAGCUGCUCAUCGAAGAAUAAUUUCUACCACAAAUUGAGCGACGCUAUAAAGAAGACAAAUGUUGUUCUUUUAGACCGAAACAACCAAUUGAGGAAACAACGAGCGGAGAUCACCAGCAAAUUUGCUGCUCCAAAUGUGUGUCUAAUUGCGCUAGAGUUUGUAGAGUCGCAAAUGCCCAAGAAAGAGCUCUGGGAUUUGACUUAUGAUCGAAUGAGAAGGCGAGGCGACAACCACCAGCAGAUCAAGUCAAAAAGUAAUGUGGGGAUGACAAAGAUGAUUGUGAGUCGAUUUGUUAAGGAAUAUCAACCGUUUAAUCCAGAGAAUGAAGAAGAUCUGCAGUAUUUACAUCUUCAAAUGACAUUAGGUGGACAGCUGUCGUUGGAGAAUGCCAGGCGGAUUCUCCAGUUUUUGCAUAGUAUAGACCCAGGAAUCUUUACGGGAAUGCCCAGCGAGGAGGCUCUCUGGAGCGCAUAUAGACAAGCACUAGCAUUCCAGGUUCCCGAGAGUGAGAAGAGUGACAGCAAGAGAGACAGGCAGGGAAGAGAUAACAAGAAAGCAGGAGAAAAAGAUAGGAGUGAUAAUGAAGCUCAAAGGAGGAAGAAGCCGAGGAAGAAGACGAAUGUACAGAAGGGAGGGACUGUGAAGAAAGACGAGAAGAAAGACGAGAGGAAAGACGAGAAGAAAGACGAGAAGAAAGACGAGAGGAAAGACGAGAAGAAAGAAGUGAAGCAGGUAGACUAG
This is a messenger RNA of Sungouiella intermedia, 846 nucleotides long. NCBI's taxonomy places the organism in Eukaryota, Fungi, Ascomycota, Pichiomycetes, Serinales, Metschnikowiaceae. The record is from the annotation of a GenBank genome assembly.